AUGCUCUAUAUAAAGGCUCCGUCACACCUGUUUACAUCUCAUCCGUGAAAUAAGUCAUCAGUCCUUUUCAUCUAGAUACAGCCCCUUCAGAAAUUUAGGGUUUUUCGAUCGCCGGAAUAACAUUUCAGAAUGAGUUCCACCGCCGCAGCCACCAAAAAAGGCGGUAGAGGCAAGCCUAAAUCCUCCAAAUCCGUUUCCCGUUCCUCCAAGGCCGGCCUCCAAUUUCCCGUCGGCAGAAUCGCUCGUUUUCUGAAAGCCGGUAAAUAUGCCGAGCGUGUCGGUGCCGGCGCCCCUGUUUACCUCGCCGCCGUUCUCGAGUAUCUCGCCGCUGAAGUUUUGGAGCUUGCUGGGAAUGCGGCGAGGGACAACAAGAAGAACAGGAUUGUGCCACGUCACAUUCAGUUGGCUGUGAGGAACGAUGAGGAAUUAAGCAAGCUGCUGGGUGCUGUGACUAUUGCAAACGGCGGCGUUUUACCAAACAUUCACCAAACUUUGCUGCCCAAGAAAACCGGGGGAAGAGAUAAAGAAAUUGGCUCGGCUUCACAAGAAUUUUAGUAAUUUUCUCAUUAUUUAGGUUGUUUGGUUAAUUGAUGGUAUACUUGAUCAAGUGUUGAUCAGCGGUUUCACCCCCAUGAUUUUUGAAUUCCUUUCGUAUUCAGAUAAUAGUUUUGAUGAAUCAGAAUUUAUUCUGUUCUAUCUGUAUGGUGAAAUUUCGUUUUUAUAAUAGUCUUUGAUUUUUUGGGUGCUUGCAUUACUGGAAUUUUUCGGCGAUUGUAUGAAUCAACUCGUUGUCUUUGCGAUUCUGUUUGAAGAUGAUGGAAACUUAAACAC
Erythranthe guttata (spotted monkey flower) is the source of this 831-nucleotide messenger RNA. RefSeq names its product histone H2AX. Gene Ontology annotation, cellular component: nucleosome. Lineage: Eukaryota; Viridiplantae; Streptophyta; Magnoliopsida; Lamiales; Phrymaceae. Gene Ontology annotation, molecular function: DNA binding; protein heterodimerization activity; structural constituent of chromatin. The record is from RefSeq and is a predicted model, not a curated record.